Betta splendens (Siamese fighting fish) is the source of this 8504-nucleotide messenger RNA. RefSeq names its product kinesin family member 26Bb (gene kif26bb). Gene Ontology annotation, biological process: microtubule-based movement. The transcript is spliced from 15 exons. NCBI's taxonomy places the organism in Eukaryota, Metazoa, Chordata, Actinopteri, Anabantiformes, Osphronemidae. The record is from RefSeq and is a predicted model, not a curated record. Gene Ontology annotation, molecular function: microtubule motor activity; microtubule binding; ATP binding. The coding region runs from base 1063 to 6897 and encodes 1944 amino acids.
GCCUCGACAAAAAAAAAAAAAAUGCAACCGCUGGGAAGAAAGUAAUGAAAUGUAAAAAGUUUUUUUUUAAUUUUAUUUUUUAAUCUUUUAAUUAAGAUAUUUUGGAAAGACGUAUAAAUAAGCGAUCAGGUUGCAUUUUACCGUAAAAUUGUAAUGUAGGAAUUGAGGUAAUAGGAUCGAUUACAAUGUCAAAAUGCAUAGCAUUAACAAUAACAAUUAAUUCCCAGAUUAAAAAUCAAACGAGUCUAUUUACAUAGAAUCGAUUCAUAAUUCAUCACUUUACAAAGUUUGGUUUACACUUCACAGAAAGUGCAACAUAUCCCACAUGAAAGAAACACUUUUUAUGUCAUACAUCAAUAGAUUUAGCGUUUUAAUUAAAUCUUAAUAGCUUUAAUAGCAGCAAUAGACAGUGAAAAACACUCAAAUAUAAGUAGCAUUUUUUUCAGCCUGCUAUAGAUCUAUUUAAAUGUAUCACAGGUGCUGCAUGUCUCCGUGUCGGUGCAAGCUUGUUUACCUAUUGAGGAACACGAAAUGCAACAAAAACCUUAUUUUAAAAGCAAUUCUAUUUUUUACUAUGGGGGACAUUCUCGCUUUAGCGCCAUCCUGAGGAGCUUCCAACAAACAGCCAAGUAAAUUCAGCAAGUGUCCUCCCGUGCGCUCACUCCUCCUCCGCCACAGUCGCCGUCUCAUCUCUGAGACUCAGUCAACAUAAUAAUUUUUCAGAUUCUUUACGUGAACCCACCAUGAGUGAAACAUGUUUGCUUUAUAUCUACAGAGCUUGGGCGACAUUAUAUCAACCUGGCCCCUGCCUUUGUUCGGCCGUCUUUUUAAAUAUUAACAAGUUGUCAUGUCAUCUGUGACUGGACGAGAGGAGAGAUUUCCUGGAGCACAGUGGCCGGAACCCACACACAUGCUGGUUAUGUGUAAUGGUCUGAUCCCCAGAGCUCUAAAGUGCAGCAUCACUUCGGCUUUUCUGCAAGUGGUAAAGGCGGACCCUUCCAGUCCACGGAGCGUCCUUCUCCUGAGGGCGCAGCGGGAUCCAGGUGCGACCCACGCCGGAAUAUGUGCCAGAGGGCGGACGCCGUCCCGUCGUACAUGUCUCUCCCCGGAUCCGUGGGAGAGCGCAUCAGGAGGACAAUGUUCAGCGGCCGGACCAUAUGUAGAGGAGCGGCGCCCGCUAAUCCGGGCUUUGGCAGGUCCGACGGGAAAGUUGCGUGCUGCGAGAAGUGCUCCGCAACCCUGGUGUCUUUGAAGAAACAAGCCCUGAGCCUCGCUGUUCACCAUCACUUCUCCUGCAAGGACUCUGGGGACCUGUCGGUGUUUCUUAAUGACAACCUUCGUGUCCACGGUCGUUCCACUGCUGAAUUUAUGGACAGAGACCGGGAGCAGGGUCAGUGCGGGACCUGCGGUACGAGCCUGAACCAGCUCAAACAACAGGCCGUCCACGUGGCUCUGAGCAGGGGUCAGUCGCUGGCUAAGCCGCCAUUCGAACCCGGCCUCAGCACUGGCUCGCCGCUGGGACAAAGCGAGAGAAAGCAUGGAGCAUCAUGGGAAGCUGCUUUCCCUCAGCCGCGGAGUCAAACCUACGAUCAUCACGGCCCUCGGAGCCCUCGGACCCCUCAGAGGACCCCUCAAACCCUGAGAAGGAAGGGCCUCAAGCUUCCCAACCCUGAUAUGGACCGAUGGGUGGAGGAGCAGCAGCAGCUGGUUGCAUCUAAAUCCGCGCCCAGCGGGGAUCGUGUCACUGCGUUCCCUCAUAAUCAGACAGCAGAUGACGCAACACUGGGCCGUGGUGACGCUGGAGCUGUGGAGAAAAGCUCGAAGCUCCCUCAUUUCUCCAGAGUAGUGACCAUUGCCAACACGGCUGCGAUGUCCUUUUUGGCCAGGGCAGCCGAGAAGCUCAGCCUGAUGAGGAAAAAAGGCCAGGCUUCCGAUGCAGCUCCCGCUCACUUCUCCACCUGCUUCAGGGAGAUCAUCCAGAAACACCCACCCUCCAUGCCCCCCUGCCUGCAACAAGCUGCCACCAGGACAAAAGACUCACCCAGCGUUGGCAAGGUCAAAGUCGUGCUGAGGGUGAACCCAACACUCUCAGCGGGCCAAGGACAACCACCUGUUCUCUGGACCGACCCGUCCAAGAAGAGAAUCACCAUAAUGGAACCACUCAGCAUGAUCAAACCUCACGCUACAAUGACGCUCGGCCGGGAAGGCAAACAUUUCCUGAAGACCUUCAACUUUGACUCUGUCUAUAAUCAGGAGUCCAGCCAGGCCGAGGUGUGUGCGGGCGUCUUGGCUGAUGUCAUCCGCUGCGUGCUCAGCGGCAGCGACGGCUGCGUCCUGGGUUUGGGAUGCGACGACGUGGGGUCCUGGUCGAGCAUGGUGGGGAGUGAUGAGAGUGUCCAGAAGCUGGGGCUGAUUCCCUGUGCCAUCUCCUGGCUGUACAGCGCCAUAGAGCGGCGCAGGGAGAAGACGUGGACCGAUCUGAGCGUGUCGGUGUCUGCUCUGGAGCUGUGCUGCGGAGAAGAGGACACGCUGAGAGAUCUGCUGGGAGAGGUUCCCUCAUCGGACAAUAUCCAGGACAGCCCGAAGGCUCACAUCAAGAUCCAGGAGGACCCAAUCUCUGGAAUACAACUACGGAACCACAAUCGCGUGAAGGCACCCACCGCUGAGCGCGCUGCUUGUCUCCUGGACGCAGCCAUCACAGCCCGUCGGCACACGGACUUCAUUAGCUACCUGUGUCACAGUUCUAUUAUGUUUUUCACUUUUUACGUCCAGCCCCCUCGCACAGACAGUAGCACUAUUGGCAAAGGUUCAAGGGGCCCUGUUAAGUUGACCAUGAUAGAUGUGUGUAGUGGCAUGAGGGGGAGCAGCAAAAAUCACCCCCCCCAUUCUGAACUGGGCCCUAUUGUGUUGUCACUACUAAGUGGACAUAAAACCACCCCCAACAAAGGUAAUAAGUUGGCAAUGCUCCUUCGAGAGUCCUUGGGCCAUUUAAACUGCCACAUCACAGUGAUCGCCCAAGUGGCCGAUUCCCUGGCAAACUUUCAAGGGGCCUUGUCCACUGUCCAACUGGCUUCUCGCAUCCGCAGGACACAGAAAGGAACAAAGCCAUCCACCUCAUGUUCUCCUUGUGGGAGGAGUCUGCCUAAAGGAAAGAGAGGCUCUCAGCCUUUGACACUUCGGGCAUUCCAUUCUACCGAUGAGGUCGACGUCGACGUCAAUCCCCUUCGUCUGCGUGGCGAUGUUGACGAGCGUUCCAGUAGUGACCAGUCUUGUGACACAGUCAUCCAAAUAGACUCAGGGGGUUUGGUCAAAACCAAAUCGUUACCAAAGCUGACACAACCUAAGUUUGUGCCCAUCAUCCCUUCUUUGCAUCACAAUAAGGCUGAUUUGGACGACCCAGAGUUCACUGCUCUUCUCCAGGAGCUUCUGAGAAUUCCUCAAAUGCAGGGAGAGAAACUAAAGGAGGACAAUGCUCAAGGACAUGUUGAGACUUUAAAAGCAGAUGUUAAGCCGCCAGUGAGGGACUGUCUUAAAUGUGAAACAUUUGCUGAGCUUCAAGAGCGUUUGGGCUGCAUUGAUGGGAGCGAGAUGAUAAUAGAAGCACUCAAAACGUCUUCAAAAGGUGCUUCUGUAAACCAUGGCGCAACCAAAUCCCAACCCCAGAGACCAACAGGGAAACAGAAGGACACCACCUCAUCAAAGGCGUUGUUGAAUCAGGGGAUAGGCUGCAGUCAGGCCUCCACUGGGGAAAUGCAAACAGAUGGUGCCUUCCCUGGAGAUAGCUUUCAGAGAGAGGAUUCAGGCCUGUAUGACUGCGAGGAGUGCAGUGCGACCAGUUCUAGUGAGGAACUACUGAAUCAAGCUCUCAAUCUGAACACAAACUGCCGCUCUGAUCUUACCAAAGAUGGAAAUCAGAAGUCAGGUGACAAACUCUCUUCUCAGGACUUUGAUACGGAUGCUCAGGGCAAGUCUAUCACCGCUUCCUUCCAGUAUCCAAGAAAACAAGAGAGUUCCGAAGCUGCUGAUUGGUUCAAACAAGACAAAAGGGCCUCACCUGUGGGCAAAAGCUCUCCCAUAUCUCCCUCCUCCUCCUGUUCCUCCUCCCAAUCCCUGGCUACUAGUGUCAUACAUCAGGAGGUCCUACCUAAUGACCCUACAGAGGAUGUUAAGGAAGUGAAAGCUACUAUCACAGUGACUGUUCAGCAGCCUCUGGACCUAAAAGGUCAAGAUGAACUUGUCUAUUCCAUGGUAGAGGAGGUAACCAUCAGUGGUGCGUUGAAUAAAGGGAGGACAGGUGGAAACAUUAUUUGUAUCAGAGACACAGCCGAGUCACAGGGUCAAGCGUCUACUUGCUUGAAACCAAUUAGGAUCAUUAGCAAUGUCAGUGAAGAAUCUGCAACUGCACAAUCCACUGACACAAGAAGUUCUGUCGUUCAGCCUCUAACCACAGAAAACGUUGGAGAGAAGCCCCACAAUCAGCUCCGAAGGGAAAAAAGAUUCUUACCGUCAUUUAUUAAUCCCAUGCUGAUUGAUACAGAUGUAGACUGUGAUUUGGAUUGUGCAAAGGAACAAGAAAGGGAUAAUACUCUUACAAGGGUCAAGUCAGGGCCUGAGCUUAAGAGAAAUAUCAAAGGCUCUGAGGACAGGAAGAAGAGUGGAGCUGAUGCCUCAGAGGUACACCUAAAAAAGCCAGUCAAAAAGGCAAAUGACUCAAUUAUUAACCAAAUUUCGUAUGACCCAAUUAUCUUGAAAGGGUCAGCAUUCGGAGAUGACGCUGAACAAAGUAAAACAUGUGGAAAGCAACCAAGAAGUAAAGAGAAGAGACAACCUAGAGCCAGGGAGCAUUUUUAUUCCACUAACACUCAACAAAGCUCAGAGGAGGGAGAAGCCGUGUGUACAUUUGUGGAGAAUGCCCUCAGGGGCACUGGUGUUCCACCUGGUUGCCACGAAACCAUUGCUGCUUCUUUUCAAACGGGCAGUUUGCCUAGAGUUUGGCGAAAUGCCAACCACCAGGAGCGCUACCACGGCAGCCACGUGGCACACAACCAGAGAAGGGUGACAUCAUCCAACCCCUGCAGCCCAGGGGUAACGCUGGAAAGGAGGCAGGGCAGACAGCAUUCCCUAGUUAACCGCAGCCUCCACGUCUCUUCUCCUUGGGAAUAUGGACCCGAGUACAAACAGGAUGCUAGUAGUACGCACAGGAAGGGAGACGGGCCUUUUCUUGAGAGUUCAAGUCCAAACAUGAAACGCAGUAACCUGAGUGGGAGGCUGAAGUCGCCCACUGAGCACAGUGGCAGACUUUUCAGUGCCAAAUUGGAGCAGCUGGCCAGUAGAACCAAUUCCCUUGGAAGAACCCCAAGGGACUUCCCAAGCCUGGAUCGAGGGAGCAGCAACACGUCUAUGAGCUCUAAGGGAAGCUCCAAGGGAAGUAUUGAAGGGACAUUCAAGAGAGCUUAUAAAGGAAACGAGGGGAAUUGCACCUUGCCGAGGGCCAGCAGGAGUCCCAGGAAGCAUCCUCGAUCAGAUCAGAGCCAUCACUUCUUCCCGCCGGAAAGCCACGCACCUCAAGCUACCAAGCAUUCCCAUUCCAAGCUGUCUGCCGUUGGGAAACUUCGGAUUGCGAGCCCCAAAGUCCGCCGACUGUCCGCCCCCAGCGUCAAGAAUCUUCCUCACAAAGGCCUGCGGCAGUCCAUCAGCCGCAGCGCCAGCCUCUCCCCUGACUGUAAAGCUGUCAGCUUUGAGAGAACAUCCUCCUUUUUCUCUUCCUCCCCUCCUCGGUCUUUCCAUUCCAUCAGCAGGACGCCGAGCCAGAGCUCCACGUGUUCAUCCACAAAAUCUGCCAUCCAGGGGUUCCUCAACGGCCGGGUCUCAGAUCUGAUUAAGGAACGGGCUGCCAGCCCCACUUUAGGGGGAGCGGACCACAUGACCAGCCUUCCCUCGCCAUACAGCCAAGUGACUGCCCCCCGCAUGCCCGAUCACAUGAGCGGACAUGCCAGCGACACCACCAGUGUUCUGAGUGGUGACCUGCCACCAGCCAUGGGAAAGACCUCCCUGUACUUCUCUAACAGGAACAGUGGGGUGAGCAGCGGAUACGACAGUAUGGUGAGGGACAGUGAAGCCACAGGCAGCAGUACCUCAAACAGAGGGUCUGUCAGCGACAGGAGUGGCUCUGUCCUCAGCAUGACACGCAGCAGUCGGUCCUCUAGGAAAAAAGGCAGCGCAGGUUCACACCAGCGUCGUCCCUCCCACGACACGCGUCUGCCCCCGAGGCGCUCGGCCAGCGGGCUGCGGUCUCGCUGGGCGGCUCUCGAAACGCCAGAGGCCUGCGAGAUCAAGGUGUACGAGAUCGACAAUAUGCAGAGGCUGCAGAAAAGAGCAGGUGCUGGCAAACAGGGGCCCGCGUGCUCCAGCGCCAAGCUAAUGUUACGGGAGCAGCGUCAGCAGAGGAUCUCAGAGGUCCGGGCCGAAUACAACAACCUGAGGAGAGAGCUGGACUGGGCCAAGCACAGCCUGAUGCUGGAGCCGGCCAAGUGGAACCAAGAGUUCGACCUGUGGCAGACGUUCCAGGUGGACUCCCUGGUUCAUCUGGAGGCUCUUGAGGAUGUGACGGCACGGCUGCAGAACAAGGUCAACAUCUGCAAGGCUAACAUCAUGAUGGUCACCGCCUUUGACAUCACCGCCAGGAGUCGUCACAAGAUGAGACGAAGGAAGGCUGCAGAAAGGCUUAAAAGCCAACAGACGCAUGGGGGUUCCUCAGACCAGUUUCAUUCACAAACAACAGUGAAUGGAACAGUUCUUGUAGACUGGGGUUCUGAGACACUUGCAUUUUAUAGCUCUCCCACUAUUCAUCUUCACAGGGAGGUCAAAGGUCAGAGACAAACACACACAAAGUGCUGAUGCUUAAUAAUAAUAAUAAUCCAUUAGUCAAACCGUUAUCACACUUUUAGACACUUUAUCAUCAGAUUCACCUAAAAAUAGGCAAUUUACCAAAGCAUAAUUUAGUUUUUGCCCAUUAGAGACAAGCACGGCUUCUAUUUGCUCUUUAAAUGGCCUUAAAGGCAGCUUUGUUUUUCAAGGCACCAGUGAAGGUGCACCACGAAAUGCUAACAAGACCUUUUACUUUAGCUCAAGGAGAAACAUAACAUUUACCCUUUCUGGGAAAAGUGUGGUAGGUAUUAAACCAAACAAGUUUGCUCCGAGGUGAUGUUCCAAAAAUUUAUCCUGCAAAAUUUCCCUUUAGAGUCUACCCUGCACAAAACUGUAACAACAACACUACCAAUUCUUAAAAAUUGUUAUGUGUAACUAUCCUCUUUUAAUAGGUCGACAUACGUAAUCCUGUGUGUAAAUUCAGACAGCAAAACCUUUCAACUUUACAUAACCUUUUUUCGUAAGCUUAGCACAUGGCACCUUGUUUUCUCACUGAGCUUUUAAAAAGGGACGUUGUUCUCUCCCUAAAGAUGUUUUGUGGACAGAUAUUGAUGCUAAAUACAACAAGUCAAAAUAAAUGUCUGUAAUUAAAAUCUUUUGAUCUUUUGAUACAGUAUCUUGGAUUGAGGCAGGAAGUGUGGAAGACAAGAUGAAAGUGGGUAGAAAAUUAUGGCAGCAGAAACACCACAGUGAUUUUUCCCCCCACUCUAUAGAUCAACUUACUGCUCAAACACACUAAAGAAUAAUUAGAGGCACAAUACAAAUCUGUAUUCUACCUUCAUCACUGUGCAUCAUCUGAUAUGCAAACAUUAAAAGUCAUUGUGCUGUCACUGACCAAUAGAAGACUCAAAAUUCAAAAGGCAAUGUAUUUGUCAAUUGGCAAUUUAAUAUGCAAUAUCGUUUUUCAGUUUGAAAAUGCACUGUAGAUUCAUCCAUCACUGGACACUUUUAGCAGAUAGUAUUUGCAAGUUAUGGCAGUUUAAUACCUACAUUAAUACUGUAGCUUUAUGUCUUUACAAGGCGGAGCGCACAGACACCACCUAUGACCCACCAGCACACGGGCCUGUCUGACAGUGGAGGACACUGGACAGACAAUUUGUCAUGAUCCGUGUCUUUGUUUCUAGUUGUUCCCUGUUUUCACGUCAUGUCCUGCUUGUCUUAUUUUGGUUCCAGUUUCCGUUUCCUGUUUUAUUUUGGUAGUCUCCCGGUCUCUGUUUUGUGUUCUAGCUUUACUUCCGGUUUCUUGUCUUGUCACAGCUGUCCCUGCUCAUUACCCACACCUGCACUCUGUUAGUCAUCAAGUCACUGUGUAUUUAACCACCACCUGUGUCCUUAGUUCCCUGCCAGAUUGUCGUAUUCGAGUUCCCUGAGUGUUCGUGUUUGAUGAGUUGAGUUCCCUGAGUGUUCGUGUUUCCCGUGUCCUGUUCCUGUCUGUAUCAUGUAUCCUGCCCGACCCUGGAUUGUCUACUUACCGUGAGUUUUUGCCUGUUCCCUGUCUGUACCUUCGCCGAGCCUUUUCGUGUAUGACCUGGACCGUCUGACCGUGCCUUUAAGAAUAAACCUUUUGUGGAUUAUAA